AUGCAGACAUUUCUCCCAAGCCUACUAUUUUUCUUCCUUCAAUUGCUGAAAUAAACCUCCAUAAGGCUGGCACAUACCUUUGUCUUAUUGAGAAAUUUUUCCCGGAUGUCAUUAAGAUUCAUUGGAAAGAAAAGAAUGGCAGAACAGUUCUGGAGUCCCAGCAGGGAAACACCGUGA
Messenger RNA from Manis javanica (Malayan pangolin), 177 nucleotides. It is a transcript of the gene TARP, whose product is annotated as TCR gamma alternate reading frame protein. The record is from RefSeq and is a predicted model, not a curated record. Lineage: Eukaryota; Metazoa; Chordata; Mammalia; Pholidota; Manidae.